AUGGCCCCGACAUUCAAGUUAAUAAAACCAGCGCCGCUCACGGAGCGGAUCGCCUCUCGGGAUGGCUGCAUCUACAUGUAUAGAGGCAUGUGGGUAAUUGGCUGGUUGCCACCAAAGGCGGGCAAGGGUCGGUAUGUGUAUCUCAUCUGGACAUUUGUGACCUACUUCUUUGGAGUGUUCUAUCUGCCUGUCGCGUUCGUCAUUAGCUAUGUGAGGGAGUUCAGCAAUUUUGAGCCCGGCGAGUUUUUCACCUCAUUGCAGCUGGCCGUUAAUGUGUACGGUGCAUCGGCCAAGUCGCUUGUCACGUGCAGUUACCUACGACGUCUGAGCCAAACAAGAAUCUUGCUGGACAGACUGGAUGAGCGUUUGCUGAACGACGACGAUCGCAAGAAGAUUCACACUGUAGUGGCGCGCUGCAAUUACGCCUUUCUGAUCUAUACUUUCAUCUAUUGCGGCUUUGCGGGCUCCACGUUCCUGUCGAUGGUGCUUAGCGGUACUUCGCCCUGGGCCAUAUAUAUUCCAUUUUUGGACUGGCGUGAUGGCCCGCUCAGCUUAUGGAUGCACUCGAUCCUUGAGUAUUUCACCAUGUCUUUUGCCGUGCUGCAAGCUCAAUUGUCCGACACGUAUCCGCUAAUGUUCACGCUCAUCUUUCGCGCUCAUUUGGAAGUGCUUAAGGAUCACAUACGCAAUUUGCGCAUGAAUCCAACCAGGACCGAGAGGGAGAACUAUGAGGACCUUAUCGAUUGCAUAAUGGAUCACAAACUAGUUCUCAGAUGCUGCAACCAGCUACGUCCAAUUAUAUAUGGCACGAUAUUUGUGCAGUUUCUGCUCAUAGGCCUGGUAUUGGGCUUGACCCUGAUCAACUUAUUCUUCUUCUCAAACUUCUGGCAAGGUUUCGGUUCCGUUUUGUUUGUCCUUACCAUUCUGCUAGAGACGUUUCCCUUCUGCUAUACCUGCAAUUUACUGAUAGAUGACAGCGAGGACUUGGCCAACACAAUUUUCCAAUCCAAUUGGAUCGAUGCGGAGCCGCGCUAUAAAACAACCAUGAUUAACUUCAUGCACCACGUACAACAACCAAUCAUUUUUAUAGCCGGCGGCAUCUUUCCCAUCUCAAUGAACAGCAAUAUAAGUGUGGCCAAAUUUGCAUUCAGCAUUAUUACCAUAGUGCGGCAAAUGAAUCUCGCCGAUCAGUUUCAGUAA
Messenger RNA from Drosophila novamexicana, 1200 nucleotides. It is a transcript of the gene Or59b, whose product is annotated as odorant receptor 59b. Lineage: Eukaryota; Metazoa; Arthropoda; Insecta; Diptera; Drosophilidae. Gene Ontology annotation, cellular component: plasma membrane. The record is from RefSeq and is a predicted model, not a curated record. Bases 1 to 1200 code for a protein of 399 amino acids. Gene Ontology annotation, biological process: detection of chemical stimulus involved in sensory perception of smell; sensory perception of smell. Gene Ontology annotation, molecular function: odorant binding; olfactory receptor activity. The transcript has 3 exons.